UACAAUAUUCCACCAAACACCCCCCCACCCCCCAAAAAAAAAAAAAAAACCAACCAUGACCCCAAAUUUGAUACAUCUUUCCUUCAUCCUCCGGCCACUACUAAUACUAUUUCUAGCGGCCGCCGGACCCAGCUGCCGGAUGCUGAUCAACGCGGCCGGCGGCAGUUGGGAAGUCCUAAAAUCCGACAUAGGCAUCUCAGCCAUGCACAUGCAGCUCAUGAUCAACGACCGGGUCGUAAUGUUCGACCGGACCGACUUCGGAAAAUCCAAAAUCGACCUACCCAACGGCAAAUGCAGGGAAGACCCGGAAGAAUUGGCGGUCAAAAAAGACUGCACUGCACACUCGGUCGAAUACGACGUCGUUAAGAACACGGUUCGCCCGCUCAUGGUCCUCACCGACGUGUGGUGCUCCUCCGGCUCUCUCUCCCCCGACGGCCGGUUGAUUCAGACCGGCGGGUUCAACGACGGCGAUGACGUGGUUCGGGUUUUCCGGCCGUGCUCGGGUUGUGACUGGGAGGAAGUUGGGUCCGCGUUGGCCCGGAGACGGUGGUACGCCACCAAUCAUUUGUUGCCUGACGGCCGUCAAAUCAUUAUUGGCGGCCGUGCACAAUUUAAUUACGAGUUUUACCCGAAGACCGGGUCGGGUACGAAAGCUUAUAACUUACCGUUUCUGGUGGAGACCAAUGACAAGGGCAUAGAAAACAAUUUGUACCCGUUUGUGUUCCUAAAUGUUGAUGGGCAUUUGUUUAUUUUCGCGAAUAAUCGAGCGAUAUUGUUUGAUUAUUCGAAGGGUACCGUUGUAAAAACAUACCCGGAAAUGCCCGAUGGGAACCCGCGGAGUUACCCGAGUACUGGAUCCGCAGUUUUGCUACCACUAAAGAAAUUGCAAGGGGCCAUAGUGGAAGCUGAGGUUUUGGUGUGUGGCGGUGCACCGAAAGGAUCGUACACUAGCGCACAAAGUGGGCGUUUUGUUGGAGCCUUGAGGACGUGUGGGCGGAUUAAAAUUACCGAUCCAUCGCCCGAAUGGGUUAUGGAAACCAUGCCCCGGGCUCGGGUCAUGGGUGACAUGCUUUUGCUUCCAAACGGUGAUGUUUUGAUCAUCAACGGUGCGUCUGCUGGCUCUGCUGGGUGGGAAUAUGGUAGAAAUCCCGUUUUCAACCCGGUUCUUUAUCGACCCGAUAAUCAAGUCGGGUCUCGAUUUGAGGUAGAGAACCCAAGUAGCAUACCUCGCAUGUACCAUUCCACUGCUAUCUUAUUGCGUGAUGGUCGGGUUCUAGUUGGUGGUAGCAACCCUCAUCAACUUUAUGAAUUUACCGGAGUGCUUUUCCCGACCGAAUUAAGUUUGGAGGCCUUCUCACCAUCCUAUUUGGAUCCAGGAUUCGCCAAUUUACGUCCUACAAUUAUCUCGCCCAUCUCUCAAGCCAAACUCGGGUAUGGCCAGCGGGUAGCGGUUCGCUUUACGGUCACGGGGACAUUAAAUGGAAAUUCGGUCACCGUAACAAUGGUUGCACCAUCAUUCAACACACACUCAUUCUCCAUGAACCAAAGAUUGUUGGUGCUUGGAGGAGGGAGUGUAAAAGCCCUAGGCAAAUCAACUUAUGAAGUUGGGGUGGUGACUCCGGGUUCGGGUAAUCUUGCACCAUCUGGGUACUAUUUGCUCUUUGUGGUCCAUCAAGAAAUACCAAGUGAGGGCAUUUGGGUCCAUAUUCAAUGAUUUCUCUUAUUUAAAUAUAUAUAAAAAAAAAAGGUGUCAAGUACUUAAUAGUAUAUUUUAUUUGAGUUUUAUUAGAUUAAAUAAAACAUACAAGUAUGUAGAGAAGGCCGUUUUAGCUUUUUCAGAGAUUGUUUUCUCUUUUCUUCUACGGAUUGGUAUGUCAUCAAAAUUGUAAGUAAUUAAUUAUACAUGAUUGAUUGAAUAAAGCUGCAUGUAUGGUGUUUGUUGUUAGUACAA
Molecule: messenger RNA, 1951 nt
Organism: Rhododendron vialii
Lineage: Eukaryota; Viridiplantae; Streptophyta; Magnoliopsida; Ericales; Ericaceae
Product: aldehyde oxidase GLOX-like
Exons: 1
Coding region: 56-1714 (552 amino acids)
Source: RefSeq, a predicted model, not a curated record